AGUGUUUUAACAGCGACCUCCCGGACAUCGCCGCCGCCUAGAACUUUCCACCGCGCGAGGCGGCGUUCUGCCGGCACGUGGUGCCCCUUGUGGGAGCGCUCGGUAAUUGCGGCAAGAGGGCGCCACCUGCCCCCAGUGACACCAUCACCCGCCAAUGGUCCCCAACCGCCCCCAGUGACACCAUCACCCGCCAGUGGUCCCCAACCGCCCCCAGUGACACCAUCACCCGCCAGUGGUCCCCAACCGCCCCCAGUGUCACCAUCACCCGCCAAUGGUCCCCAACCGCCCCCAGUGACACCAUCACCCGCCCGUGGUCCCCAACCGCCCCCAGUGUCACCAUCAACCGCCCGUGGUCCCCAACCGCCCCCAAUGUCACCAUCAACCGCCCGUGGUGUCCAACCACCCCCAGUGUCUCCAUCACCCGCCCGUGGUCCUCAACCGGCCCCAGUGUCUCCAUCACCCGCCCGUGGUCUCCAACCACCCCCAGUGUCACCAUCACCCGCCCGUGGUCCCCAACCGCCCCCAGUGUCACCAUCACCUGCCCCUGGUCCCCAACUGCCCCCAGUGACACCAUCACCCGCCCAUGGUCCUCAGUGGUACCAUCACCCUGCCCAUGGUUCCCAACUGCCCCCAGUUUCACCAUCACCUGUCCAGUAUCCACAAGUGUCCCCCAUGUCACUGUCCCUAACUGCCUCCAGUGUCCCCAACUGUCCUCAGUGUUCUCAACUGCCCCCUUUGUCACUGUCCCUGCCCAGUAUCCACAACUACCCCCAGUGUCACAGUCCCAGCUCAGUUUCCCUAACUGCCUCCAGUGUCACCAUCCUCACCCAGUGUCACCAUAUAUUCCUGUUAGGGUGA
Chiloscyllium plagiosum (whitespotted bambooshark) is the source of this 858-nucleotide messenger RNA. The record is from RefSeq and is a predicted model, not a curated record. NCBI's taxonomy places the organism in Eukaryota, Metazoa, Chordata, Chondrichthyes, Orectolobiformes, Hemiscylliidae.